AUGUCCGCCUUUGUUACUAAUGCAGAAGAGAUGAUCAAAUCCCACCCGUAUUUCCAGCUGUCCGCAAGCUGGUGUCCUGACUGCGUCUAUGCAAACUCGAUUUGGGACAAGUUCAAUGUAAAGAACAAAGUGUUCGUUUUUGACAUUGGAUCACUGCCAAGAAAUGAACAGGAAAAAUGGAGGGUUGCGUUCCAAAAGGUUGUUGGAAGCAGAAAUCUGCCAACGGUUGUCGUGAAUGGUAAGUUUUGGGGAACUGAGAGUCAAUUGCGCAGGUUUGAAAAUAGCGGUACACUUGAGAAGGAAUUGACCAAAAUUGGGCUUUUGUCUUGA
Molecule: messenger RNA, 330 nt
Organism: Saccharomyces kudriavzevii IFO 1802
Lineage: Eukaryota; Fungi; Ascomycota; Saccharomycetes; Saccharomycetales; Saccharomycetaceae
Gene: GRX8
Product: glutathione-disulfide reductase GRX8
Exons: 1
Coding region: 1-330 (109 amino acids)
Source: RefSeq, a predicted model, not a curated record